Messenger RNA from Dendrobium catenatum, 879 nucleotides. RefSeq lists its product as uncharacterized. The coding region runs from base 1 to 879 and encodes 292 amino acids. Lineage: Eukaryota; Viridiplantae; Streptophyta; Magnoliopsida; Asparagales; Orchidaceae. The record is from RefSeq and is a predicted model, not a curated record. The transcript has a single exon.
AUGAGAACGUUGGGGACCAUAAAUCAGUUUUUAGGCAUCACGGUGCUUCCUACAUCAACAGGCCUACUACUCCAGCAAACAAGAUAUGCCGAAGAAAUUCUGGCACGGGCUGGAAUGACAAAUAGUAAGCCUGUGUCCACACCAAGCAUUCCUAAAGCUGUAGCUGAAAACUCAUCUGAGCAAUUCGGUAAUCCAAAACUAUACCGCCAAAUUGUUGGAGCAUUACAGUAUUUGACAGUAACACGCCCAGACUUAUCAUAUGUUGUGAAUCGGGCGUGUCAACAAAUGCACCAACCGAUGGUCAGUGAUUUUGAAGCACUUAAACGAAUACUUCGUUAUCUUCAGGGAACUAUACAGCAUGGACUACCGAUCAAUGGAGAUUCCUUAGUGCUCAAAUCCUAUGUUGAUUCGGAUUGGGCCGGGGAUCACACAGACCGCAAAUCAACUACAGGAUUUUGUAAUUUUUUGGGCACAUCACUUGUGUCAUGGAGUGUCAAAAAGCAGACAACUAUAGCUCGUUCAUCAACAGAAGCUGAAUACCAGGCCAUUGCCUCAGUUACCAUGGAAAUUAUAUGGUUAAGGCAACUUCUAAACGAGCUAGGCUGUUCUCAGAUAGAACCAACCAAGCUCUACUGUGAUAACACCUCGGCAAUUGCCUUGGCUAACAAUCCAGUAUAUCAUGCUCGCACUAAACAUAUUGAAAUUGAUUGCCAUUUUAUUAGAGAUUGCAUAAAAAAUGGUAGCAUACAAGUUCAUUACAUCUCAACUCAAGAUCAACUAGCAGAUUUGUUUACCAAAGCUCUUCCCUCUACUCGAUUCAAGUUUCUUGUCAAUCAACUGAUUACUCGCAUCGACUCAUCAGAUUGCAGGGGGUAUUAG